AUGUCACUUACGGACAUACACUCAAAGACAUGGGCAGAAAAAAUAGUGCUACAGCUCCAGAGCAGCCUCCUGUCACUUCCCGGAGAAGUACGGACAAACAUCUGGAAAAAUGCUCUGAAAUGCCCACAAAGGGCACUACCAUACUCGCUACACGAUUCGACCAGCUGCGGAUUUGGCUACGUACCUCUGGGGUUUGUAGAAACCACUUGUGGCAUUCCUAAGCACGAUUGGUGGGCUUUCAGGAAGUCCUCAAGCAGAACAACCCUUGGGAGGCUUAUCAUUACUAGUCGGCAGAUGUACGUCGAUAUAGUAGGCGGCAACUUGUUCUAUAAGGCGAAUGCCUUCAGCUUGGAUGUAUUAGAACGAAAUCAAUUCUACGCUCUCGACCAGCUGAAAUUGGAUUGCAUCACCUCAUUACAUUUUACUUGGAGGCGGCCGUUGGGGAACACGCCAGAAGACACACCAAAACUAUUCCAAGAUCUCGCCAUGUGUCAAAAUCUGAAAUAUUUGGUCCUCUCGCUUUACAUAACAGUGGUCUUAAACAUAGACCCCGAUUCCAAAGGCGAGACAAAUUUCAAAAUAUCAGACAAAAGUCUCGAUAAUAUACGCAAUCUCCCAGCUUUUCGAGCUCUGAAGGGACUGAAGACCUUUGAACUGAGGAUCAGAGCAAGUUCGGAUACCGGUCACACACUGGUUUGGAGAAGCUCAAGAGAUCCAGAUAUAGCCAAAUCUGCAACUCCACGUAAACAACAUAACGGCAGGAUAGAUCUGAUAUCAUUCGAGUCAAUACGCAUUGGACUACAUAAUAAUAUCAAAUUGCGGCAGCUAGAGGCAGACUUGAAAGCGCAGAUGUCACAGCCUCGACUUGAGAAUUAG
Molecule: messenger RNA, 876 nt
Organism: Cadophora gregata
Lineage: Eukaryota; Fungi; Ascomycota; Leotiomycetes; Helotiales; Ploettnerulaceae
Exons: 2
Coding region: 1-876 (291 amino acids)
Source: RefSeq, a predicted model, not a curated record